AUGUCUCAAGUAAUUAUCAACGACAAUGAAGUUGACAUUGUGAUUGGUGCAUUGCACUCUGACCUAACUACUUUUAUGACUGAAUGGAAGCCAGUUUUCUCCCGUUUCCACCUGAUAAUUGUCAAAGAUCCUGACCUCAAGGGAGAACUUCAAAUUCCUGAUGGGUUUAGCGCAGAUGUGUAUACAAACUCUGAAAUUGAGCGAGUGGUGGGUUCCUCCACUUCCCUUCGCUUCUCUGGCUACGCUUGUAGAUAUUUUGGCUUUCUAGUUUCAAAGAAGAAGUAUGUUGUCUGUAUUGAUGAUGAUUGUGUUCCAGCAAAAGAUGAUGCGGGGAAUUUAGUAGAUGCUGUGGCUCAGCAUAUUGUGAACCUCAAGACUCCUGCAACUCCUUUCUUCUUCAAUACACUAUAUGAUCCAUUCCGCAAGGGUGCGGAUUUUGUUCGCGGCUAUCCAUUUAGUCUGCGAAGUGGGGUUGAUUGUGUUCUGUCGUGUGGACUUUGGCUUAAUCUGGCGGACCUUGAUGCACCAACACAAGCUCUCAAGCCAACACAGAGGAAUUCACGUUAUGUGGAUGCAGUUCUGACUGUUCCUGUGAGAGCCAUGUUGCCAGUGAGUGGAAUCAACAUUGCCUUUAACCGAGAAGCAAUUGGUCCGGCUUUAGUCCCGGCUUUGGUUUUGGCAGGAGAAGGGAAACUGAGGUGGGAAACUGUGGAAGAUAUUUGGUGUGGAUUGUGUGUGAAAGCUAUAUGCGACCACCUAGCUCUUGGUGUGAAAAGUGGGUUGCCAUAUGUUUGGAGAACCGAAAGAGGCAAUGCCAUAGACAGCUUGAAGAAAGAAUGGGAAGGGGUGAAAUUGAUGGAGGACGUUGUUCCUUUCUUUCAGUCUGUAAAGUUGCCACAAUCAGCUGUCACUGCAGAGGACUGCGUGGUCGAGAUGGCCAAAUCAGUGAAGGAACAACUCGGGAAGGUGGAUCCUAUGUUUUCGCUAGCCGCUGAUGCUAUGGAAGAGUGGGCCAAGCUCUGGAGGUCAGUUGGAUCUGCUUGAAGCUUCUGAACUAGUGGUUGACAUGGUCUGGAUUUGUUUCAUCCUCGCAUUAGGAUUUGUAGGAGUUAUAAGGUUAUUGCCUUAAUGGCUUCUAUAUUUCUUUUCUUUUAUUUACAUUUAAACUACUUUAUAUCUGGUUUGUUUUUUGUAGUCAACUAAGUUUACUUUUACCUGACUGAGUUAGUUUCAAGGAAAAAUAAAAUAGUACUGGUUUGGUUUUGUGCCAAAUGAAUAAAAUAGUACUGGUUUGGUUGUGACAAUUGAAUAAAUGUUUCGCCUUGUGUUUAAAUGCAUUUCCAAGGUCUGCUAAUUGUGUAA
This is a messenger RNA of Vicia villosa (hairy vetch), 1362 nucleotides long. Its product is annotated as probable UDP-arabinopyranose mutase 5. The record is from RefSeq and is a predicted model, not a curated record. Gene Ontology annotation, molecular function: UDP-arabinopyranose mutase activity. The coding region runs from base 1 to 1044 and encodes 347 amino acids. Gene Ontology annotation, biological process: UDP-L-arabinose metabolic process; plant-type cell wall biogenesis. Gene Ontology annotation, cellular component: cytosol; Golgi apparatus. The transcript has a single exon. Lineage: Eukaryota; Viridiplantae; Streptophyta; Magnoliopsida; Fabales; Fabaceae.